Tupaia belangeri chinensis (Chinese tree shrew) is the source of this 2921-nucleotide messenger RNA. RefSeq names its product serine/threonine kinase 38 (gene STK38). The record is from RefSeq and is a predicted model, not a curated record. Gene Ontology annotation, molecular function: ATP binding; protein serine/threonine kinase activity. Gene Ontology annotation, biological process: protein phosphorylation. NCBI's taxonomy places the organism in Eukaryota, Metazoa, Chordata, Mammalia, Scandentia, Tupaiidae.
CAGCCAUGGCAAUGACAGGUUCGACACCGUGCUCGUCCAUGAGUAAUCACACAAAGGAAAGGGUUACGAUGACCAAAGUGACGCUGGAGAAUUUUUAUAGCAAUCUUAUUGCCCAACAUGAAGAACGAGAAAUGAGACAAAAGAAGUUAGAAAAAGUGAUGGAAGAAGAAGGCCUGAAAGAUGAAGAGAAACGGCUCCGGAGAUCAGCACAUGCUCGAAAGGAAACAGAGUUUCUUCGUUUGAAGAGAACAAGACUUGGAUUGGAAGAUUUCGAGUCCUUAAAAGUGAUAGGCAGAGGAGCAUUUGGUGAGGUUCGGCUUGUUCAGAAGAAAGAUACAGGGCACGUGUAUGCAAUGAAAAUACUCCGUAAAGCUGAUAUGCUUGAGAAAGAGCAGGUUGGCCACAUUCGUGCGGAGCGUGACAUUCUAGUGGAGGCAGACAGUUUGUGGGUUGUGAAAAUGUUCUAUAGUUUUCAGGAUAAGCUAAACCUCUACCUAAUCAUGGAGUUCCUGCCUGGAGGGGACAUGAUGACCUUAUUGAUGAAAAAAGAUACUCUGACAGAAGAGGAGACUCAGUUUUAUAUAGCAGAAACAGUAUUAGCUAUAGACUCCAUUCACCAACUUGGAUUCAUCCACAGAGACAUCAAACCAGACAACCUUCUCCUGGACAGCAAGGGCCAUGUGAAACUUUCUGACUUUGGCCUUUGCACAGGACUGAAGAAAGCACAUAGGACAGAAUUUUAUAGGAAUCUGAACCACAGUCUUCCCAGUGAUUUCACUUUCCAGAACAUGAACUCCAAAAGGAAAGCAGAAACCUGGAAAAGAAAUAGACGUCAGCUAGCCUUCUCUACGGUAGGCACUCCCGACUACAUUGCUCCCGAGGUGUUCAUGCAGACCGGGUACAACAAGCUCUGUGAUUGGUGGUCGCUGGGGGUGAUCAUGUAUGAAAUGCUCAUCGGCUACCCACCUUUUUGUUCUGAGACCCCUCAAGAGACAUAUAAGAAGGUGAUGAACUGGAAAGAAACUUUGACUUUUCCUCCAGAAGUUCCCAUCUCUGAGAAAGCCAAGGAUCUAAUUUUGAGAUUCUGCUGUGAAUGGGAACGUAGAAUUGGAGCCCCUGGAGUUGAGGAAAUCAAAAGUAAUUCUUUUUUUGAAGGCGUUGACUGGGAACAUAUCAGAGAGAGACCUGCUGCGAUAUCUAUUGAAAUCAAAAGCAUUGAUGAUACCUCAAAUUUUGAUGAGUUUCCAGAAUCUGAUAUUCUUAAGCCAACAGUGGCCACAAGUAAUCACCCUGAGAGUGACUACAAGAACAAGGACUGGGUCUUCAUCAAUUACACGUACAAACGCUUCGAGGGCCUGACUGCAAGAGGGGCAAUACCUUCCUACAUGAAAGCAGCAAAAUAGUGCCCUUGCCGUGGAAUCCUAAACGGAGCAGUUCUUUUGUCCAACACCUUGGUUUUCCUGUCACGCUCUUUUGAAAGAGAUUCCAAAAAGUUAAUGGAACCUAUCAACCUGUCAUAAUAGUAUCCUGGAAUGUGGAUUAUAAGCGGAUUUUCUCCGUAAUGCAUUGGAAAAACCUAACAGGACAGAAACAGCCAUUUUUGCUGCAUCAGCCAUAAACCAACUGUCCUGCUUCUUGAGAAGCAUCGUGAGCCAAUUUGAUAAGUGUUUUUAAAAGAACUUGAGUCUUCCUAAGUUCAUCGGAACCAAGGGGGAAACAGCCAGCAUCCAGCAUUACUGAGAUUGUGAUGCGUAGUCAUCAAGUAUCAGCCAAUUCCUGUGAUUUGUGACAGCUAUCUGCCACGCCCACCAAGUAUUUCUUUUAUCCUUACGGCUAAAAGUCCCAUAUUACCAAGGAAAUAAGCAAUAACGGAAGUCUCAGAGCCAGCAUUCUGGCUGGAGGGAAUGAGCCACCGCCCGUGGGGUGGUAGUAGUUUCCCCCAUACCUCAGCUUCAGGCAGGUGGCUUUUACAGCCCCCCACUCAUGGUGCACUUUAUUUAUGGUACUAGGAUAAAGACCCUCACUCCAUUGAUUUAUCUCCUCCCUCCUGCCCAUCUAAAAUAUAAAAUGCUCAUGCUGCUUUUCUGAGUGUUGUGGAGGAAUACCAGCUCCAUCCAUUGUUGCUCUUAGCAGGCCCAGAAGACCCCUGGACAUCACCAAGGAGGCCUGGAUCAUAGGGAAAAGCCUUCAUUUUCUCUUCACGGCUGUUAUCAGAAAAUCCCUGAGGCAGAUGUUGCCAUGGCUCAGCAGUACCUGCACAUGCUACCGGGAGGAACUCAGUGUGUUCCUGGGAAGACAGCGAGGGGCCCAGGCUGAGGCAGGAGGCCUGGAACCCUCUUGGCUAAGGUGCCGUUUCUACUUCUGCAAGGUCUCCAAGAGCCGCCUUGGAAGUGGUGAAGGAGCCGGCCCAGUGGGAAGUGCAGAGUCAGCUGAAAGGUCCUUGUGAAAUUCACCCAAUCCUGGGGCAACGGUUUUGUCUUCUGCCUUGGUAUUUCUCCUCUCCCACCUUUAAGUAGCCAUUUUGCCUUGGAAUCAUGAUUACAGUUUUUCCUUUGCAGAUGCCUUCCUGGAGGAUACUCCUCCCUACGGAAAACGGUCACCUGCAGCUUGCGCUGAAUGGGCCUUUCCGCUGUGGUGUUCUCUAACGAGAGACCUGAAUUUUAGCACAAGUGCCUUCUCUUUCACAGCUGCCACCACCUUUAGAGGAAUUUUGCUGCGUCAGAAUAAUGUGGAGGCCCCAUAUUACUGCAUUAUUACUUUUUAAAAAAGUUUUGAUAACUCUUAAAGCGUCGUUUGCACCGGUGUGGUAACUUUGCCUGUUGCAGAGCAUCAGGGCCAAGCUACAGAGGGGACUGCUGUCUGCAGCCUUGAGAUUGUGAAGACCGGCUAUGAGAGGGAAGUAUGUCUUACCUAUCAGAAAA